Cheilinus undulatus (humphead wrasse) is the source of this 1728-nucleotide messenger RNA. RefSeq names its product homeobox protein Hox-D4b-like. NCBI's taxonomy places the organism in Eukaryota, Metazoa, Chordata, Actinopteri, Labriformes, Labridae. Gene Ontology annotation, biological process: embryonic skeletal system morphogenesis; anterior/posterior pattern specification; regulation of transcription by RNA polymerase II. Gene Ontology annotation, cellular component: nucleus. The transcript is spliced from 2 exons. The record is from RefSeq and is a predicted model, not a curated record. Bases 1 to 762 code for a protein of 253 amino acids. Gene Ontology annotation, molecular function: RNA polymerase II cis-regulatory region sequence-specific DNA binding; DNA-binding transcription factor activity, RNA polymerase II-specific.
AUGGAGUCGUACGUGGUGAGCUGUAAAUAUGCUGAGCCGCAGUUCCCGCCUUGUGAAGAAGAUUACAGUAAUUUUAGUGACCAAGGGGGGUAUUAUAACAACCCUCAGGACAGUGGUACUUAUGGAGGGGGCUACCAGCCCAUGCAGCCCCCUCCGCCUCCGUACACAGCACAACAAACCGGCUAUCAACACUCUUUGCAGGGACAUCACCGGGAGGAUGGAGAGGAGCACGCGCAGCACCAAGCUGCGCCCUUCCCUGGAUACAGGGAGACAGAAGUCCCCGGAAAGGAGAGGUUCCCCGUGGAUGACCUGCAGUGCCAGGCCUGGAUGACCUGUGCAAAGCCCGCUCAGGUGCAGAGGAAGACGGCCUGCCAGGGGAAGGACAAGCCGCCUAUUGUUGUGUACCCGUGGAUGAAGAAGGUGCACGUCGCUCAAGUAAAUCCUAACCACAUGGGACCGGAACCAAAGCGUUUACGGACGGCGUACACGCGCCAGCAGGUUCUAGAGCUCGAGAAGGAAUUCCACUUCAGCCGUUACCUCACGCGCCGUCGGCGCGUCGAGGUGGCUCACGCGCUCUGCCUGUCCGAGCGGCAGGUGAAGGUUUGGUUCCAGAACCGGCGCAUGCGCUGGAAGAAGGACAACAAGCUACCGAACACCAAAGGGAAGAACAAGAACAAGAAAACGACAGACAGCAACAACAAAAACAACAACAACGACAACAACAGCAGCGACAGCACCGUGAAGGCGGUGAUAACGCUGUGAGGACAGGAUGGUGGCUGUUUGGCCGCCAUGUUUGCACCUUCACUCUCCAAAACUGAUAAACACAUCCAGGGUGACUGCAGCCAACGCAAACACAGACUGCUUUAAAAAUACACGUUCUCAUUUUGCCGGCCUCGUGCUAUGACUUUUAUUUCGUGUAGCCAAGGCUAUUUAUUUUGUUGUGUAUUCAAUCUGAUUUAAGUUCAGCUUUUAUUCAUCAAACAUUGUGUUUAGGUCCGAGCUGAUCUUGGCUGUAGAUGAGGACAUUUCGUUUUUGACCUCCGGUAAUAAAGGCGCUUGUUGCCGAGGAGUCACAUCUACGGUGAGCGAGGAGAGAUGAGUCUUUUGGAGAAAACAGGGUUUUAUUUCUACAGGGUAAACAUAUCCUAAUACAGGGUUUAUAAUAGCUACCUAGAGAAUAAAAUAGCCUAAUUUAUAAAUAUGCACAUUACCAAAAUCUUUUUUUUUACACAAGCAGGCGCUUAAAGGGGCAAAUCCAGCCUUUGCGUAAAGGUUGGACAUACUGUUCAAGCAUUUAUUUUAUACUUAGAGGAGCAUCCAAAAGCAUUUAGUGGGAUAAGUAGCCAUAUCGUGCUUUUUUUUAUCUCCAAAGGUGAAUGAACUUUUUUAAAAACAGCAUUUUGAGUGUAAGUCACGUUUAUGCUUGAGGGGGAAAAAUAAAAAUAAAACAAACAGAUUGGAGGUACAGUUUUUAAUGCACGACUUGACUGUAAAUCCAACAUCAUUUUUCUCAGGGUUACAGGGUUUUUUUAUCAAACAGAACUUUUCUAAAACAUGCAUUAUUUGAUCAAGUGCUGGGUUAUUGUUUUUCCAUUUGAAUAAAUCCUGUAUGGAACAGCAUAAUGUUGCUUUUUCAGAUAACACGUUCUCUUUGAUUCCAGUUCAAUAUGCUAUUGAUUUUAGUUAUACAGUCUAUACGCUAGCCUACUAUUGCUGUUAGUAUUAUGU